ACUUUUUCAACAAAUUCAGUCGGCAACGUGAUGGACAACAAUAAACACGCUGUUAAGAGCAUUUUUCAUAAGCCCGCUUUUCGCAUUGGAAUUGUUGUGCUUGUCGUACAUGCUGUUUGUUGGUAUGGAUGGAAUGCCACUAAUAGUGGCGCAAACAACAAGAAUGCCGCUGCCAAAGUGAACGAGAAUCACGAAAAGAUACGAGCCGCAUUAAAUGAGAAUAAGUGAGAUUUAAGCUUGGUAGAACAACCCAUGAGUAUUCGGCGUUGGAUUAUAUAAUUACUAAUAUAAUAAUAAGUGGCGGCUGUGUAUUUAAAUAUAAUUAAUAAAUUUGUUAAACGAUUUAAAGUAAUUCUGA
Drosophila nasuta is the source of this 358-nucleotide messenger RNA. RefSeq lists its product as uncharacterized. NCBI's taxonomy places the organism in Eukaryota, Metazoa, Arthropoda, Insecta, Diptera, Drosophilidae. The transcript has a single exon. The coding region runs from base 31 to 228 and encodes 65 amino acids. The record is from RefSeq and is a predicted model, not a curated record.